Messenger RNA from Phalaenopsis equestris, 1133 nucleotides. RefSeq lists its product as uncharacterized. The record is from RefSeq and is a predicted model, not a curated record. The transcript is spliced from 2 exons. The annotation marks the transcript as partial. NCBI's taxonomy places the organism in Eukaryota, Viridiplantae, Streptophyta, Magnoliopsida, Asparagales, Orchidaceae.
AUGGCGGAACAGCUCGUCGCAUGCAGUCGUUGAUAAGAAGAAAAGAGGUUAUCUGAGAUCAUCGGCUCUGAUUCCGCUGUCAGCGUUUUCUUCCUCUCGCCCGCGUCGUAUCUCAUCUUUUCCUGGAUUUUUGUUCUGUCUGAUAAGGACAUUCUCCAGAUCGGGGUUCUUCUCUUUUAUCACCUUACAGUUUCCCGUCUGAUCAAACCUUCUUUGAUCAUUUCAAUCUCUUAUCGGUUAGGGUUGUCGGUUAUGUGGUGAACUGUUCGUCAUGCCCGGUGUGGCGGGGGUAUAAAUUAGUCUAUUUCUGAAAACUGAGUAGGAGAUCAGGAUCGAGAUCGAGGUGAAAGUGGGGAGAGAAAGAGAGAGAGAUUUGAGAUAGAGAAAUCUAUUUCUCCAUGGGAGAAUCCUUCCUAACUUCUCUGACUAUGGACAACUGCUAUCCUUCCACCUUCCUGUCUAUGGAACCCGCUAACACUGGGGCAGCAGCUAUGGCGGCAUCCCAUGAAGACUCUGAUCGGGAGCUCAUGAUUCAUAAUCGACAGCAGAUGUCCCUUUCGCUUCCUGCACCUGACAUUAACCUUCCCCUCUCUGCUGAAAGCUCCACUCCGCCGCCGUCCUGGAGCUCCGAUUCAUGCGAGAUCCUUGACCUCAGCCCUCAUAUGAAUGAAGUUGAGGCCACCGUCCUCCAUUUCCCUAAGGUGUGUAGCCGCAAGGGUACAAAGAGGGGCGAUAGCUUUUGGGGCGCAUCGUUUUUCUUCAACCACUACUUUAAGCCCUUGCUUUCUGAGAAAUCCAAGGCGAAGAUCAUCUAUGAUGAAAAUGGGUUCUCUGGUUUUGAUAAAUCUGAUCUAAAGCUUGAUGUUUUCCUGGUUCAGCAUGACAUGGAGAACAUGUACAUGUGGGUUUUCAAGGAAAGGCCCGAUAACGCGUUGGGAAAGAUGCAGCUUCGGAGCUAUAUGAAUGGUCACUCUCGACUUGGCGAAUCCCAGUUCCCUUUCAGUGUUGAUAAAGGGUUUGUUAGAUCCCACCGGAUGCAGCGCAAGCAUUACAAAGGUUUAUCAAACCCUCAGUGUAUCCAUGGCAUUGAGGUCGUGAGGUUGCCCAGUUUGACUCAUAUUCCAGAGGAGGAU